Messenger RNA from Symbiodinium sp. CCMP2592, 303 nucleotides. The record is from the annotation of a GenBank genome assembly. Lineage: Eukaryota; Dinophyceae; Suessiales; Symbiodiniaceae.
AUGCCCACCUUGCUCGCGGACCGGGCAGCAAUGUGGCCCGAGGAUCCAGUUGAAGUGGCAUCUCUUUUCUCAGCUUCCUCCAUGCCGACGAGUGUCUCCGUCCCCACGGCCUCAAUAUGUCGAACAACAAGUUGGGUGCUGUCCACUACGAGCCCGGCUGUGGACAAGGAAAGCGUCUGCAACCAGGACGUGGUUUCCAUGCACGGAGAGGUCGGGAGUCCAUCAUUGGAGGCGUCCGAGGUGCAGCGCCGCAUCCUCGAUCCCUCUUUGUGCCGUGAGGAGCUGCAGGAGACCCGCGUGUGA